UCUCUGACUGCCGUGGCGUCAACACUGCGGCCGUUCCUUCCUCCCUGCCUCCCUGCCUCGCGCCGGCUCACACUUCCCCGCGACCAAGUGCUUGUACAGAUUUUCUUUCCCUCUCAGACUGAAAAGUAAAGCGCCACUCGGGCAUUACUUUAGCAGACUCAGUAAAUCAUUGCCAAUCCGGUGCAAUAGGAAGAUGUACUGACGCAACACAGCACAAGUCAAAAACCUUCGUGUCAUCACCCAAAAAAUUGCAAAAAUGAUGUAAAAAGUGUAGUUUCGUAUUUUCUUCUAAAUUUUCGAGACUUAUACAAGAAGCUGUUUUCCUUCCUUCACCCUGCUGGAGGAACGGAGCGAAGGAGCGAAGGAGUGAAGGAGCAAAGGAGUGAAAGUGUCCGGGUCACGUAGGACCUGAGGGACGUUUUAGCGACCGCGUACUGCAUCGCCAACACGGACGACGAAAAGAAGGAGGAACGAGAAGAGCAAACCAACAGAAGGCGAAGUUUGCGGGAGGGCGGAGGAGCGUGCGUGUCCGUGUGUCCGUGUGCGUGCGUGUGACUUGAAGCACAGCACAUUACCACUUUUAUCGCCGCGCAUAAACAACACAGCCCCGAGUAAUGGUGCAAGUGGUUACAGGUGGUGCGGCGAGGCGGUACAGCAGCCAAUCCACGGUCGAUUUUUGCCACACCGCCAGUGACACUCCUUCUGGCUGCUGACUCCACCACGGUGCUGACUCCAGUGCUCUAGUGACUUUCGCUGACCAUACUAAACUGCUGGCGAGCCUUUCACGGGACUCAAGCUUACGUCCCACGAUACUGACGACCCUGACGAGGUGCUGAAGAGGUGCUGACGAAGAACUGACGACACUCCACACUGCUGACUACAAAACCACAACUCAGCAAAAGGAAUAAGACACAAUGCUGAAUGGUCCACAGUGCUGAUCUUUCCCUAAAGCAUCACUACCACACAAGAUACACUACCCCAGCCUGUCACUACCACUACCACCACCACCGCCACCACAACCACCGCCACCACCACCACCACUGUCCGGCCAAAGUCUCCACCUACCACUCACCACCAGCAAACGAGCAGCGGGGCGCCAGUCGGCUCACCACGACCUGCACUGAGCCAAGCACCUCCCAGGAACAAAUGAUUUUCUAACUCUGCACAAGAUGGAGUGUGUUGCUGGACUUCUCUGCCUCUCCUGCCUCGUAGGCGCCGCAGGAGGGUUCGCGCCUAGCAUCGAGGCGCCCCCUGCCACCUCUGAGCCGCCUCCCACCACCACAGUAGACGCGGCGCUCCUGCCAGCCUUCGUGGGGCGUCACAAUACCACCGUCACCGUGCAUGCCGGGGACACCGCCACGCUGUCCUGCCAUGUGGUGCGCCUCGGGGACAAGACGGUGUCAUGGGCGCGGAGACGAGGUGACGACUUCCACAUCCUUACCGUGGGUCUGCAAGCUUACUACAGUGACGACAGGUACACGCUGAGCUACGAGUACCCCAACAACUGGAAGCUACAGAUCCGCUACACACAGAAGAGGGACGAGGGUCUGUACGAGUGUCAGAUCUCCACACACCCGCCACGCAUCAUGAGGGUAUUUCUGACAGUCUCGGUGCCUGACAUCGAGGUGCGAGAUCCCCGGGGAGAGGCGGUGAGCGAGGCUUACUACAGGGUCGACUCCACGGUAGGGCUGCAGUGUGUGGUGAUGCCCGUGCCACCAAGCCGCCCAGUGCUGUGGAGUCGUAGUGGCCGCCCCGUCACCACCAUGCCCGAGCGGGGAAUCAGGGUGGACACCUCUCUCAUGGGUUCUGGCCUCAGCUCGUGGCUCCACAUCGCCCGCGCCGCCGUCAGUGACUCCGGGAACUACACUUGUACCGCUGGGGACACCGUGACGGCAGGUGUUCGUGUGCACGUGUUGGAUGGUGAGAGCUCGGCCGCCAUGCAGCACCCCAAGUCCGGGGGCGGGAGACUCCUGCAGCGCCCUGCCCACUUCCUCCUGCCCCUUGUGACUUCCCUCCUCGCCCUUACUUAACCUGCCAGCCCAGCCACGCCCGCCGCUGUCUGUACCCACACACCCACACACCCACACACCCACACUGCCACGCCCAUUGUUAUAUCCACACUGUACAUAUAUCCACAUCCACAUUGCUGCUUCAUGUCGUCUUCUCUCUCUCUCUCUCUCUCUCUCUCUCUCUCUCUCUCUCUCUCUCUCUCUCUCUCUCUCUCUCUUUUUGUGUCAUAUACAUACAUACGUAAAUACAAAUGGUGUUUUCUAUUGUUUUUUAUUUCUUCUUUUUUGUAACAUCGCCGCCUUAAAUGGGUGUAAUUCAGAUGUUGUAUGUACAGCACCCAAAUGUACUACAGUGCUUCACAUACACACACACACACACACACACACACACACACACACACACACACACACACACACACACACACACACACACACACACA
Molecule: messenger RNA, 2449 nt
Organism: Portunus trituberculatus (swimming crab)
Lineage: Eukaryota; Metazoa; Arthropoda; Malacostraca; Decapoda; Portunidae
Product: lachesin-like
Exons: 8
Coding region: 1170-2030 (286 amino acids)
Biological process (GO): synapse organization
Cellular component (GO): neuron projection membrane
Source: RefSeq, a predicted model, not a curated record